AUGGCCUCGUCUCGUUGGUCCUCGCCUGCGGCUGCCUCCGCUGUCGCUGACGAAUUGCUCGACUUGGGGAUCCUGGAGGAUGAUGCAGUCGCCGUGGACUCCUUGGAUCGAGCCGAAUUGGCGCUGUGGCCGGAACCUGAUAUGAGCCAUGCUUCGGAGGAGGCGCUCCCCGACGACUUGGAGAUUGAACUCGGGCGGCUGGUCGAGGAGGCUAUGGAGGCCAUGUCCGAUGCCAGUGUCUCAGACGAAGAAGUUGAAGCCCCUCCUGCUGAGAAUCCUACGCCACCGAUGCCGGCCCCGUCUUCAUCUCCAGUCAGCAGCGCCGUUACCCAGCUGCUUCGUAAGCAGCCUGCUGCGCGGAAGUCGCGGCCAAACGAGCUGGACUCAGAGGCUCACCUUGCCGCUUUCAUAGCACGGGGACAGGCGAGCCGGCGCGCAUCCAUCCGGACCGUGGCGACAUACGUUGUCUUUUUUGACAAGGGCGACGGCCUCUACGAUGCGGCACUGGGCCGACUGCGGCAGCACCUCGGGGAGGCGAAGGUUGCCAGCCUUAUCGACCCAUGGCAGGUUCGUCUACAGCAGCGUCGAUCUGACAGUGCCCCGCUGAAGCGGAAGCCGCGAGACGCUUAUGAAGUUCAGGUCAAGCGGGAUCGGCGGGUUGCCCGGCGCAAGGUCUUCUUCCCCGACAAGCUCCACUCUCGCGCAGCAGAGGCAGACGAGGCAGCCGAGAUUGAGCACGUCCGGGCCACUGGCAUGGUGCAGGAUUUGGCGGCACAUGACACGGGCCUGCCCAAGCCCAAGGAGUCGACCCCGCGCUUCGUGGAAGACUGGUGCAAGCAAGGGUCUUGGGGUAUCUGCGAGAAGUGCCACAGCCUUUGCCCCAAAUCUCUUCAGCCAGUGGAUGUCGAGCUUGCUCUGGAGAGCCGGACAUUUGCACCGAAGCUGCCAGAAGUCACCCAGCAGAACCAAGCACGGGAGCUGGUCGUAUUGAGUGAGGAUUGCCAUCGCCUCCUGCAAGGGUCGGUGCAGCAGGCCAGCUGGCCGGUCGGUAGGGCAAAGAGGAUCCGAGAUCUUAUGCUCAGCUGCUGCCGCAACACACACCUCCUGGGUCUCAUCGUCCCCGGCCUCCGCCGCUGGCCGAUUGAGUGCCAGAACUCUCUUAGAGGCUUGGGCUCGCGCCUUCGAGCUUUGCGCUCAGACCGGUGUCGAUGGAAGGCGGCCAGCAGCUCCUUGCGCGAAAUCCUUCUCGGAUUCCUGUUGGAAGGCACGCACCUCCUCCAAGACCACCUCCUGAUGCUUCUUGCGAAUAUGGUGGAUGAUCUCACCCGACCAUCCCAGCAAACCAGUGCACCGCGUGUCAGAAGAUGGAGUAUGUGCCACAACCAGCAUGCAGACAUCCCUGAGCCUCUCCGUGACUUGAAGCCUCGGGUGAUCGAGGCCCUUCGUCCCUUGGAAAUAGACACAGGAGCAGCCGAGCGGGUCCGCGUGCACACUGCCAUGAUCAGCUUCGCCUGGGAGCCGGUGUCCGUCGAGUACAAGAUCACUUCGCUAGAGAAGCGUAAGGACUUCGUUGUCAAACACAAUGAGUUCUUAGAGAAGCACGGUGAGAAUGCUGACAAGAAGGGCCGAAAGCGACGAGCGGAGGACAGCAGCGACGAGGAGGCAGCAGAGGACGCGCCCGACGGUGAGGUGCUGUCGCCGGUGAUCGGGUACGGCGCCGAUUACCAGUUGCUCCACUUUGUGUACGACUUAAGCAUGGUGGAUCGCCGUGGACACCGCAGUACUGGCGAGUUAGCCCUCAUCGACAUGCAGCGGCAGUGUGGCAAUGCCAGCCUCUUCAGGACCCGAGCCCCCUACGAGCGGACCUUCCCCUAUCACCGCUGGAUCCUGCACGAGCAAGAGGUUCUGGGGCGCCCCAGACAGCAUUUGGCCGGCGCAGAGACCCUUCACACGGCCCACGUCCUCCUCCAACUGGACAAGGGCUACUUCUGCGGUGCGAUGGCACGUGCUGGACGAGCGGACCGCAACUGGAAGGAGCAUCUCCUGGGCCCGGCAGCUGGCGAUGGCACCAGCACCGUCGUGGCACAUGCCACACGCUUGGAAUUCCAAGAUGGCAAACGGAAGCGGGGCACUCAAAAGUACCAUGGCCGCGGCACUACGCACAGCCAUUCGCUUGACUUCCUCGAGAACAUUGAAUCCAUCGGCCUGGACUCGAAGGUGCAGGCAACGAUCCCGCCGAAGGACACGGAGCCGCUGUUACAUGGCCUUGUCACGGAUUCCCAGUGUGACUACAAAGACUCGGGAUUGCCGGUUCGCGAAGAGCCUUCUGCUUGGGACCCGGACGGGCAGAAGGUGCUGCUGCAUCAUACGGAGGACGACAAAGAUGCAAAGGUCCGGGCCUAUUUCAAGGACACGAUGGAAGUGACCAAGUGCCACGAAGACGUGCAGCAAGGUGACGGGAACGGGGCUGUGCUUCGCUACGUGUCUACCUACAACAUGAAGUUCAGCAAUUCCAUGGAUUCGGAUUGGCUCAAUGGGGCGGCCUCCGACUACAGCACGGCCGCAGGGGUGCUCCGUCGCUAUCAGCCGCGGGAGCCGGAGAUGUGGCUGACCCUGGCACAGGAGCGGUUCCCUCAAGCGUACUUGAGCGGCACCUUCGUGGACUACAUGGCCCCGAGCUUCCUGGACCAUGAUGACACCACUGUGGUCACCUGCACUCGUCAAGGGGCCGCGACCAUCAACGAUCUGGCCGCCACGGUGUUCUUCGAGGACCGGCACAAGCAGCCGCUGGGGGUGCUUCCACCUGACUAUGAAGCGAACCAGGAUAACUAUGGGCGUGGCGGGCGCCUCCGAAGCGGCACGCUGCAGCCGGCUCUCCGGAAAAUUUACAAGGGCAUGCGGAUAUUCCUCACGAAGAACAUGUCGAAGGAGGAUGACUUCGUGAACGGCAUGGCCGCAAAGAUCGAAGACUACGACGAGCGCAGCCGCUGCCUGCAAGUCCUCACCCGCACCCAUCAGCGCCUCGCCGUCUACAUGGUCACCCACGAGCUCGAGGAUGGAAGAAAGGUAGCUGCCUUCCCUGUCCGUCUCGAUUACGCCUCGACAGUGCCGAAGGUGCAAGGCAUGACGCUUCCUCACGUGACCCUCUGGCUCGACCACGCGGCGUGCCGCGCAGCUGCUUACGUAGCGAUGUCGAGGGUUCAGAAGGAUGAGGACUACUUGAUUGCCGGGCUGGUCAUGCAGCACCAAGCAUUUCGUCCCUGCCCAUUGACCGGCCUCGACCCGAG
Molecule: messenger RNA, 3287 nt
Organism: Symbiodinium necroappetens
Lineage: Eukaryota; Dinophyceae; Suessiales; Symbiodiniaceae
Source: the annotation of a GenBank genome assembly